Gambusia affinis (western mosquitofish) is the source of this 1803-nucleotide messenger RNA. Its product is annotated as PAK4-inhibitor inka1-like. The record is from RefSeq and is a predicted model, not a curated record. Gene Ontology annotation, molecular function: protein serine/threonine kinase inhibitor activity; protein kinase binding. Gene Ontology annotation, cellular component: nucleus. Lineage: Eukaryota; Metazoa; Chordata; Actinopteri; Cyprinodontiformes; Poeciliidae. The coding region runs from base 457 to 1458 and encodes 333 amino acids. The transcript has 4 exons.
GCGGCCCUCGAGGACUGGAGUUUGAGACCCCUGCUCUAAAGUUUACUGGUAGACCAACAUCAACAAACUCACUAAAUUACCACCGACAACCAAAAACGUCACACUGGCGGUUAAAGAACUUGAUUUCUGGGUCGCUCCACAUUUCAUCCAGACUCUGGGACCUUCAAAUACAAAUGUAGUCAAUGCCUUUUCUUUCUCUUUUAGUUGAGACGCGGGUCGCUGCUGAUUGGCUGCUGAGCGCGCAGCUGUAGUGGGAGGAGAACAGCAGUGAAAUAUCCACUCCGCUGCUCUUCAUCCUCAGCUCAGACGGCAGGACUCAAACUGGAAACUUUGUUUUCUCUGCCGCACCGCCGAACGACCCGGGACGCUUUUCUCUUUAUGGGACGAAUUAGACCCGCUGAACAAGCAAGGUCACAUCAGAAGAGGUGACAAUUUGAGACACGAGAACUAGACGAGAUGCUUUGCUUGCGUGACUCAAGCGACUGCUUGCAGGAGCAGAUGCAGUACAUGAUGAGGUCACUGCAAGAUCUGAAGCAGCUGCGGAAAGCGUGCCCUGAAGUCCGCCGUCCUCUCGCUCCUCUCAACAAGCAGCUACCGGCCUUAGCGCGUCACUCUGCGGUGGCGCGCGCUUGCCAGCAGCGGGCUCUGCAGCGGGAGCAGAGGGCACGUAUGCGGAUGUCCGACGCCAGCACGGCCAGCACCUACGAUUCGGCCUGCUGCCUAGCUAGCCCCCUGGAGGAGGAAGACGAGGAUGACGAUGCAAGCAGCAGCAGGCUGGGACUGAGCCUCAGACGGGAUCUGCGCUCUCCCUGCAGCCAGAAGAGUUUGGAGAUUGACUCGGGUUACUCCGAGGCAUCCUGGCAGGACGAUGGCGUUGUCCUCAGGAGGACAAGGAACGUGCGUGUUUCGUCGUCCGCCUGCGCACGGAUGAACAGGGCACCAAGCGGCCGUAUUCGGCCUAAAUCCACAUCCGACGCCUGCCUGGAAACGUGGACGUCUUUUGAGGUCGGUGACCCAGAGGAUUGGACCAACUCCUUACUGACCAGAGGGCGGAACCGCCAGCCUCUGGUUCUGGGUGACAAUAGUUUUGCCGACCUCAUACAGAACUGGAUGGACUUGCCAGAUUGUCCGGAACCGACGGAACUGAAACCAAAUUCCAGACGGAAACUGGGGAGAGGCUUCUUUGGCAACAUGAGGAAGAAACUGUCAGGCUUCUCUAAGUCAGUGGAGGACAGAGUGAGGAUGAGAUCCACAGACUCUGAUCAUCUUAACAGAGCUGCCAAUGCUCCAAAGCGUCUGUCCUGUCCAGUUGUGCCGUCGCAGCCUAAAGUGCCGUUUUUCCACCAGUCCCACUCAGGCAUCAAUGAGCUGGACUCGGACUUCUACCAGUUUGCAGCUCUGAUGAAGUCAGGCAGUCGACAGCCAAUAAUAUGCAAGGACAUCAUUGGCUACAUCUGACAGACAUUCAUGUCAAUCCAUGUGCAGGCUGGACAAUUCUCAGAGUCACUUUAUUUUUAUACAAUCGCCUCUCACUUUACAUUUUCUGUUGUUAAAGUAUCGGGAGUAAAGACAUUCUCCUGACUUAAAACUCUAACUAUACACUUAUUUAUGUUUUAUAUAUCCAUAUAAUUUGCACUGGAAAUAUGAUGGCUGUUUGUUUUGCAUUCCCGUUCUCACAGUUUCAUUGCGAUGACGCUUGUUUCUCACUGAAGGUUUGAUUGAAACGGGCUUUUGUUGUCUGAAUGUGGAUCCAUCUGUUUUUUUGUUGUUGUUUUUUUUAAAUUAAAAAUAUAUUGCUUGGAA